Molecule: messenger RNA, 3974 nt
Organism: Anguilla rostrata (American eel)
Lineage: Eukaryota; Metazoa; Chordata; Actinopteri; Anguilliformes; Anguillidae
Product: BSD domain-containing protein 1-like
Exons: 11
Coding region: 105-1283 (392 amino acids)
Cellular component (GO): cytoplasm
Source: RefSeq, a predicted model, not a curated record
GGGUGAGUCUAAUGUUAUAAGCCAAACGGUAGUACUCGGUUGGCUUAUUCACUUAAGUGAUUAAGUCGCACUUAGUUAGUUUUUGUCUUAAAUGAAUGCACUGAAUGGAUCAAAACGACGGUUGGUGGGGGGGCUGGUUGCAGCAAAGUUUCCAGGCUGUCAAAGAUAAGUCGGCAGAAGCCUAUGAGUUCAUAAAACGUGACCUGACUGAGUUCUCCAACGUAGUGCAACACGACACGGCAUGCAGCAUCGCUGCCACAGCCAUCGCUGUGCGGGACAAACUAGCAGUGGAAGGAUCCUCAGAUACAACAGAUAAAGUUAAGAAAAGCCUUUCCAAUAUUUUGGGGGUGAUAACAGACACCUUGGUUCCCCCACCGGACAAAACCAUCGACUGUAAUGUCAUCACACUGGUGGCGACCCCAGAGGGGACCACAGAGGUGUAUGACAGCACCAAGGCCCGUCUCUACAGCCUGCAAGCUGACCCGGCCACUUACUGCAGUGAGCCAGAUGGACCUCCAGAGCAGUUUGAAGGCUGGCGCUCCAGCUUCAGUCUGGAGGAGAUGAAAGGGGAGAUAUCUGAACUUCUGGUCAGCAGCCCCUCCAUACGUGCCCUCUACGCCAAAAUGGUCCCUGCAGAGGUUUCUCACUUUGAAUUCUGGCAGCGGUACUUUUACAAAGUAUUUCAGAUAGAUCAGGAGGAGACCAGGAGAGCGGCGCUGAAACAGAGAGCGGAGAAGAGCACUGACUCAGAGGGGCUGGACUGGGAGGAAGAGGAAGGUGAGUUCAUGGUGGCCACUUUCUCAUCCGGCUUGGGCUUGAAGUCCCAGGAGGCAUCGUGCUUUCCACCGGUCGCCGCUGCCGCAGCCCCGCCUGUUCUGACCCUGGCGCCCGGGCCCCUGAUGUUGUCAGAGAUGCUCGGGUUCGGACGGGUCCCUGCUGACGAGGAGCUGGCCCAGAGGCUCACGGAGGCCAGUCUUGAGGAGCCAGGUCCGGACCGGGACCCCACAGUGACAGGGGAGUCCAGCCUGGAGGAGGUAGAGCUAGCAUCCGCUACAAAGACUCUGGGAGGGGAAGGAUCACAUGACCUGAGGGUUUACGAGCUCAACUCUGACAGUGGGAAGUCCAGCCCCUCUAUCAGUGGCAAGGAAGGGUGUAGUACAGACGUCAGUGAGGACUGGGAGAAGGAUUUCGACCUGGACAUGACAGAAGAGGAAGUCAAAUUGGCGCUCUCGAUGAACACAGAUGGAGAGCUGGAUGAUGAAGACUGGGAGAACUGGGACUGAGGACCGUGGGGUCUCUCCCGGGUAAAGCAGGCUGAAGAUAAAGCAGGCUGAAGAUGUAGCUUCCCAUACCGGCUUCUCUCUUAUGUGCACAGGAAAGCGUGGACCACCGGAACGAUUCGGGCCAUUUCUCUAUAUGUCACCUGCCCCACUAAUCCAGGGGAAUAACUUGGGAUCGCUGCUGGGCAGGAGGGAGGGGCUGCAGAGCUGUCAUCCCGCAUCUCCUGCUCCAGGCGCUAAUCAUUGUUGUCAUGGUGAUAACGGGAACAGCCCGUUGGAGUACGCUGGCUGCGUUUCCGUUUGGGAGCUGAGGUGAACUCAGCCGAGAGCUCCAGGAAACGGUAGUUGUCAGCCGUAAAUGAGGCUACUAAUGUGAACCAUCUGUGGGUGUGGCUGAUGAGUUGAUCGGCUGGUUGAAAUAUUAGUAAAUUCUAUUUAAAAUGAAAUUAUAUUCAAAUAAUUACCUGCAACCUGGCAGGUCCCUUAGUGUCCUUGACUUUUGGGUGGUUGCUGUCCUCAUUAAAUGCUUAAUUUCUACAGUACAAAAAUUGCAAUGUGCUGUCUGAUUCAGUCUUGAGAAAGGAAAGUAAUUAAAAUGAAAAGUACUGGCAAGCCCAUUAUUUUUAAUUGGAGGUGAAUAAUGCUCUUGUCAGCACUUCGAAUAUGCCGCAUAAAUAUUUCAAUAACUUUAUGAAAAUGUGUUUAGCAGUAUUGUGCAACCAAUUGCAAUUUAAGAAGUUUGGCAACAUUACAGCAGUACAUCUUUCCUAGCUUUUUAAAUAACUUGCAUUGGCUCCGCAUAAUAUACUGUAUCUUUGUAGCUGUCACGUUACUCCUUAUGUUUUCAUAUUAGAGGGCGGAUCGCAAGGUUGUCCAUGGCAUGAUUCUCUUCACUCCAUGGCAGGAGUUAAUUUGAACGGGUUGACCCAUUGGUAAUGGAAAUCAAUGUGCAAAUGUUUUCUCUGAAGUGGUGGAUCUUUGAUAGCAGAAAAUAAUUUUGCAUUGCAUAUUCAGUAGCGUGGAGGCCAGCAUUGCUAAUGGAAUUAUAGCCAUUUAAACUGUCACUUAAGAUUGCUGCACUUAAAUCUAAAUUGAACUCUCAAUAAGGGAACAAUAUUUGGUAUAUAAAUCAUUGAUUCGUGUGGAUUUUAUCCUUGAAAUAUUGUUGACUAUAACUGAAAAAUAAUUAAAAUAGCAAUACAGCUUGUGUAGGCAAAUCAUUAAAUAUAAAUAACCUCCAUUACUGUCUCUAAUGCUUAAGCUGCAGAUUGCAGUUAAUAGUCUAAAUCUCAGUAUGGUGAUGAAUGAUGUAUCAAGCAGUUUGAUUUGUUGCUGUGUUUUAUCUUUACCUAUCAAGAACAUGGUCUUCUGUUUGUUGAAAUAACAUUGUUUUGUCCUGUGUCAUAAUGAUCUGCUAUAUGUCCAUAACUUGUAGCAUAAUAAUGUAUGGACAAGCAAGUUAUUAUGGGAUGUAAUUAUGCUGGAUAGCGUCCAGUCUAAGGGCACAUCGUACUACUCCAUGUUAAAUUUUUUUUUAAUUAUAUUGCACUGGCGUACAUUAUAAGAAUGGCUUGUAUGCCUCUGUUCUGUGCUGUUGAGGCAGCGGAGUGAUGCCAAGACAGUGUCAUGUGACAUUCCUUUCAUUUACCAGGCCAUUCUGCCAGGGUGCGUUUGGGUCAUAUUACCUCAGAAAGGGUCCCGUUUUAACGUGGGAGUAAUAUGGAAACAUUUACCUUUUAUUUUAACAUGGACAUUUUUAUCUAGAAAUGAUGAUAAUAUUUUCAGACAUGGACACCUGUGCAGAAUUUGUUAGCUAAUGCCUGCUAAUGCUAGUUAGUGUCUGGAACUUGGAGGCUGAUUAUCAACCGCCUAACUACUAACUAGUUGGUGAUAAGGUGGUGGGAAAAUCUAUAUUGAGUGUAGUCUGUUUCUCUUUCCUGGUUUAGCCUGAAAAGGUAGUACUAAAUUAUUGCAAGCAGAUGUUUCUUAGUUACAUCUUACAAUUUCAGUCACUUUUGUAAUGCACAGGCAGCUGAACAGUCCUGUUGAAUUUUUUUUCCACACUGUUUGUGUGUUCAUAUUGUAAUAACCAUGGAUUACCAAGCCUGGAUUAUUCAAGUGGCAGAGAAUUAACAAUUGAGACAAUGGGGUGUGGGGGUCAUAGAGUCUAGCUGCUGUGGUGUGUUUUCUUUCACUUAUUAAUGGAUUUGAGCAAAUUGAAUAUUUAUUUUAUUCAUACAUUUCAUUCUAAGCUUAGCCCUCACUAAAAAUAAAUGAUAUUGUUCAAAUAUAGAUAAUAUAAUGAAAUAUGAUUUAAAAAAUGUAAUAUAAUAAAUGUGAUGGUAAAUCCACUCACAGUUGAAUGCAACCAAUGAGCUAAUAUUUAAAGGGCUGCUUAAUUUCUACUGUUAUAAUUUAUACAUAGUGUAUUAGCACUCCAAAGCAAUUGCAUGGGAUACCUGUGUGUUUCUCUGUUUUUUAUUCUCUCUCUUUUUGCUGCUUGCUAGUACAGCAUCAGUGUUAGUUUCAGGUGAUUGUAUGUAACUUGCAUGUCUUGUGUGUGUACUAAAGUAUGUUGUUUAUACGUAUGUCCACUUGCAUAAUGCACUUUUAAGAUUAAGUGGCUUAAAGCUGUUUUUAUAAGUAUCUCUCUAUUUUCCUAAUGAUCAUUAUCAUUAAAACCAAAUCCAUGCA